Molecule: messenger RNA, 639 nt
Organism: Anisakis simplex (herring worm)
Lineage: Eukaryota; Metazoa; Nematoda; Chromadorea; Rhabditida; Anisakidae
Source: the annotation of a GenBank genome assembly
UUGGAUAUAAAUCGCCGUAAUCUUACGGAAUUUGGUAAUAUGGCACUGGUGGAUGCAUCAGACAGUGAGGAUGAAGCGGACGGUAAGAAACGUAUCAAGUUAGCUGGUACGAAGCAUUCGGAUAUGGCCGAACGAUCAGCCAAACCCGAAAUACGCGUUCAGCACAUCAACUUUUCACCUACCGGAUUGAGUUUUGCCGUCUGUUCAACCGAAGGUGUGUGCGUGUUCUCGAGAGAUAAUCGUUUGAUAUUCGAUCCAUAUGAGCUAAACGUAGAGGUAACACCAAAAGGAAUCAAGCAAAAACUCGCCCAAGCAGAGUAUUCGCAUGCAUUGGUGAUGGCAUUGCGUUUGAACGACGCUCAACUGAUAGAGCAAUGUGUUCUGGCCACACCACUCGCACAAGUUGAUGUUGUCACGCGAUCGUUAGCGAUCAUAUACGCAGAGAAACUGUUGCAGUGGUUAUCGAAUGGUAAGAACACCUUAGCACAGUGUCACAUCCAGUUAUGGCAAUUAUGGCUGAAGAGCAUUCUGCUGGAACAUGCUCAGCAGAUCAAGUUGAAUCGUUCAGCGAAUCUGGCUUCUUUGACCGCCAUUCAACAACUCAUUUCAAACCACUCGAAUUUAGUUUCGAAAUUGUGA